CAAGGUAACCUUGUAAGUCCAACCGUAGCAGAAAAUCUUUCCAAGCAAACCACACAAGAAUCACAACAAGAUUCAUCACCAUCGUCCUGCGUGAUCUCCUUCAUGUAAAACCUCUCUUUCUUCAACUUGUUCAACGUUGAUAUUGAUGCACCUCUUGACACAACCGCAUGAUCUUCUUCAUCAAAAUCAAAUAUUGGCACGUUUAUCCCAUCCAAGAUCACUUCCUCAACAUAAUCCUCGACAAUCACUACAUGAGCCGACACGCAAAACCCUUGACGACCAGCUCGUUCCUUAGCAAAAUCACUAACAAAAGAACCAAUGUUUGAGGCAACAUCAUGGCAUAAAGAAACAUCAUCAAGAUUAAGCAUAUCGGAGACAAUGCCGCACAUAUAACUAGUGCAAGAAUCAGGUAAGGAAACAAGUUGAGGAGGAACUAGGCAUGACCUGUGUGAGUCCGGGCAAGAUGGGUGUUCAUUUUCUAGCAACAACUCUCCUGAUCUAGAGUCUUUCCAUGUCACUUUGUUCUUUCGUUGUAAGAGAAUUGAGACUAGGAACAAGGGUUUAGCGUUACACGAAUCAUGCAUAUUGGUUCUUGAUAUAUUUAGGGGUGAACCAAAAUAAAAUCUUCUACCCACUGGAUCUAAUGAAAGGGACAAAAGGAGAGGCAUGUUGAUAGAAACAGAUCGAUUGAAUACGUAUAGAUACAAGAAAGUUCUUCUUCCUUUUAAUCUGUAUUUUUACAUAGAAUGAGUGAUGGAACUAUAUAGGGUUUGGGUAUUGGAAUCCUUAUUCCUAUAGGAGAUGUAAUACUUUAUAUGUCGGCAGAAUUCAGGCUAAUUAUGGCUGCCAUGUGUGAAAAGAAAAGAUUAGGGAUGAUUAGUGGCAUGAUUUCAAAGACUAGGAAGAAAUCAGGGCUUUUAUUUCUUAACUGUGAUCAAAAUCAUACAGAGAGAGGCCCGCUAGCCCAGUUGAAACAAGAAUGAUAAAAUCUGCUCCUUGAUUAAUUUUACCGUCACGGCUAUGGAAAAGUGUCCCACCUUUCUCCCAUGUGUUCUUUCAUGUUCCUUAUUUCAAAAGGACUGGACAGCAGAGACCAAAAUUUGUUUCCUGAUAUGAUACGGAUGAAAGCAGUUCUCUCUGUAUCUCUAUAAAUGCAAGGAAAAUAUACAUGGGCUGUUUCCACUAAUCUCUUAUUAAGUUUACUCUCUUGAUUGCUCUUUCAGUUCGUGCGUGCGUACGUACGUCUUCUUGUUUGUGUAUUGCAAGUAGCUUCAAUGGAAGUUACAAGAGUUGAUGUUAACCUACAUACAGUGAACACAGAUGUGUUCGAUCCGGGGAAUUAUGAUCCUAUGUUCCUUGUUCAAAUUACGUUACAAAGAAAGCUUGAAAUGUGGUUGAGUGUCAUAGACCAAGAAGAAUUACUAAUGGCCGGUCAACACCAGAUUGAUUCAGAGUCAGGCUGUGUGUUCGAAGUUCCUAUUCAAGAAGUUGCCGUGCCUGCUUCAUUCAUCCAUUACCUUGCCCAAAGGAUUUCUGGUUUCAACUUUGAUGCUUCCCUCUGUGUGGAUUUAGCCUCAUUGAUUGCUUCCCAUGCUUACCAUUUAGAGGGACAUUGUAGAGGAUUCUAUGUGUCAGCUCAUGUAGACCUUGUUGAUGUAGAUGUAAACGAAGUUGCGGCCUCGGAGAUUAGGCCAAUAUUAGAUAGCGAAGGUUUCACUCUACCAAGGGGUGCAUCGGAGACAGUGUUGAAGAAGGAGAGGCUUUGUAAGAAGCAGGGGGGUGCUGAUUCUUCUUCGGGUAGUACUUGUGUGGUUUGCUUGGAGGACUUUUCUAGUUCAGUUAAGCUCACAAAGUUACCUUGCUCUCACGUGUUUCAUGACAAAUGCAUCUUUCGUUGGCUGCUAUACUCUAAAUCCUGCCCAAUUUGCAGAACAGAAGUGGAAUAGGUCAACAGCUCAAAAUCGACAUUGCACAGUCCAUGCAAUUAUUUAGUUAAAUUUAGCCGGUUCUCUUGUUUUCGUUUAGAGGAUUAGUUUGUUCCUUCUCUGUUAAUCUGAAAAUUUGUUGUAAUUAAUUUGAAUCUAGUACUCAAAAUUUUGUUCAUUUAAGCGAUGGCAUGCAUUAUUAGCAA
Messenger RNA from Populus trichocarpa (black cottonwood), 2131 nucleotides. RefSeq lists its product as uncharacterized. The record is from RefSeq and is a predicted model, not a curated record. NCBI's taxonomy places the organism in Eukaryota, Viridiplantae, Streptophyta, Magnoliopsida, Malpighiales, Salicaceae. The transcript has a single exon. Bases 1275 to 1946 code for a protein of 223 amino acids.